Molecule: messenger RNA, 627 nt
Organism: Truncatella angustata
Lineage: Eukaryota; Fungi; Ascomycota; Sordariomycetes; Amphisphaeriales; Sporocadaceae
Exons: 2
Coding region: 1-627 (208 amino acids)
Source: RefSeq, a predicted model, not a curated record
AUGUCUACCAGAUCUUUGUCCUCAGACUCCAGCACCAGCACCAGCACCAGGCAAAGUGGUCGCCGUGUGGGCCCACGCAUUUCACCGCGCGACUCAGGUUGCUAUUCCGAUAGUUGCUACUCGGAACAAUACCCGUACGAUGCAUAUUACAAAGAAAAACCAAUACCGGAUUACCAUCUUGGCACAGAAUCUCAACAGUUGUCCGACUGGGCGGUAGCGCAAAUAGGUCUGCGCAUUGUGUCCUUGUUUCUCUGCGGCGUCGUUGCAGGAUGCAGCGUUAGGGGUUAUUUGAGCGGCUUGAUAUUAUGGCUACCGCUCGUCGUUGUCAUCUGCCUUUGGGAAUGCGCAGAACUGCUCGUCUUUGCAGUGCAACGCACCCAAGGCAUUGCACCCAAGGCGCAUAUUAUCAUGGAGCUCAUCAUUGCACUUGGGGCGCUCGCAUAUACGGGACUCUCGGUAUGGGAGAUCUUUGUGUUCCGAGGAUACAGAAGCAUCGUUGAGUUCGCGGUUGUGACAGGGCUCUGCGCCGUAAUAUCUGGCUGCCAUUCGAUACUGUUCGCACGCGCAUUAGCAGACAACGGCUCGAAACGGAGAAUAGAGGAAAACUACAACGUGUACUUGGACUAG